Echinostoma caproni is the source of this 471-nucleotide messenger RNA. The record is from the annotation of a GenBank genome assembly. Lineage: Eukaryota; Metazoa; Platyhelminthes; Trematoda; Plagiorchiida; Echinostomatidae.
AUGCAGUGCGAUCGAUCCAAAUACAGUGAGGGAGACGGUGCCACAUCUGCAUUGGUCAAUUUGGCUGCCCUAACUGGUCAACCGGAGCUCUUCCCGGUAUGGGUGUACGGUUUGACACAUGAUACACGUCUAGUGGAUGUGACCGGUCGAGCAACUUGUCAUUCCGGAGACGAUGCGGUCAUUCAUUUCGCCUCGGACGAUUGUCGUAAAUUGGGCUUCUCGGGUGCGGAGUUGGACGGUUCACCCGGUCUACCGUUGGUGGCCAAAUUGGACGGCCGUAGUGCGACCGCCACUCUCCUCGUCUGGUUUCCCAAAGCUCCGGCACUUCGUCUGGUUGUGGACGGUGACGAACGAGAAGAGAACGCUCGAUCUUUGUCGGGUUCGCCAGUGCCCAUGAUCACACUGAAACGUCUCACCGCGGGACCAGUUGGGAUGAGGUAUGUUUAUUUGCACCGAAAAUCAAUGAACUGA